Aureobasidium subglaciale EXF-2481 is the source of this 1190-nucleotide messenger RNA. RefSeq lists its product as uncharacterized. The transcript has a single exon. NCBI's taxonomy places the organism in Eukaryota, Fungi, Ascomycota, Dothideomycetes, Dothideales, Saccotheciaceae. The record is from RefSeq and is a predicted model, not a curated record. Bases 175 to 1008 code for a protein of 277 amino acids. Gene Ontology annotation, molecular function: acyltransferase activity, transferring groups other than amino-acyl groups.
AGAAUGCCUGCUGAUGUGUUUCUCGAAGCCGAUGCUAGAUUUUGACCCACCGAAUGGAGUGUGAGUCAUGUUUUGAUUUUGCUUGUGACCAGGGCAGAUUUGCUAUAACAAGGACUUUCCUGAUUCGUGUCCUAUCUUCCCCAUUUAAGGUUCCUCCAGGCAAGCUGAAUGAUCAUGUCAGACUUCUCGGCCCAAAGCCUGGGCGUCAAUCGUAAUAUCGCCGAAGCUGAAGCCAUCCAUAUCAAGCGCCAGAUUCUGGCUCUACAAGAACUAUAUCCAAGCCGAGGCUACAUCGUCAAAGACGUGGCAGAAUCGACCACCAUCCUGUCGUCUCCAACCUUUGGACGAAAGCUCAAUCACACCUACGGAUUUGCUUUGUCUGGACCAGUCACGAACGACGACCUACAUAUCAUUGAGGAUGCGUACAAACUGAAUGGAGUCCAACCAGAGCUCGACAUGUGCGAGUUCGCCGACAGUACAGCAUUCGGUCUACUGUCAACGCACUACAAGAUUACCGGUUCCCUGUGCGAGUACCAACGAUUUCUUGCCGACUUCCAGUGUUCAGAUAUCCUGGGCCGUGCUAUUGAUGUCUCUAUAGUUGGCCCAAACAACUACGGCACAUUCCUUGAAGCGUCUAUCGAAGGAUUCCGCGAUGGCGGACGCUCAGCAGAACUUUUGAAAGUCCUCGCGGAGAGUGCUACAGCGCGCUCAGACACAAUCCUGUUCUCAGCUUCGAUCAACGGCGAGGUUGUUGGCACUGCGGGCAUGGCAAUGAUUGAUACGAAGGAGAGAAGAAUUGCUAUCCUCUAUAUCGAUAGUUGUCUGCCAAGCGCCAGAGGGAAAGGCGUUCACAAGGCAUUACUCCUGGAGAGACUUCGCGUAGCAAAAGACCGAGGAUGUGACCUCGUAGCUGCGACCGCGAGAGAAGGCUCGAUCAGUGCAAGAAACAUUGAGAAGAUUGGUCUCAAACCAGCAUACGGGUGUAAAAUCUACACGAAAGAUCAAUAGUGACGGAGACCUCUGGCCAUCAUCGAGAUGGCUUACCAGAUAUCCCCGCCGGAGUCCGAACUUGUGAGCAUAAAUAGAGCGUGUGAGCGUCGUGAUGAGAAAAUAGAAAGUGUCAAAACAUCUCGAAACACUGAGGAGAUAAGUCGCUCGCCACCACAAAGCGUAUACAGAUUCAGGUGCAC